UCUGCGUAUGAGCGAGAGAAGCAACACGCAACGCUGCUGUGCGUCUGCGCAUGCGCAGUUCUGACGCAAACAUGGCGACGGAGAGCUGCGAAAAGUGCUGAAUUCUGUCUACAUUUCGACAAAAUCGCGAAGAUCGACUGCUCGGAUCUCUGCAGGACGUUCACACAGCAGCCGAUGCUCAACAUGGUCCGAACGGCACUGAAGGAUCACAAAGACAGUAAGAAGGAUAAAGCGGGCCGGAGCAUGUCUCUCACAGGUCCUGGACCAGUCAAAGUGAUGGAGUCGUUCUCAUGGGAGGAGUAUUUGAAAGAGACGUCGUCAGAUCCCGCUCCUCCCAGCUGCUUCAGACAGUCUCGGAUCCCUCCCUCCAACGACUUCAAGGUGGGAAUGAAGCUGGAGGCCCGGGACCCUCGUAACUCCACCUCCACCUGCAUCGCCACGGUGAUGGGCUUGAUGGGCGUGAGGCUCCGCCUCCGUCUGGAUGGCAGCGACAGCACCAACGACUUCUGGCGAUUGGUCGACUCCGCCGACAUCCAGCCAAUCGGAACCUGCGAGAAGAACGGAGACAUGCUGCAGCCGCCGCUGGGAUUCAGGAUGAACGCCUCGUCGUGGCCCAUGUUUCUCCUGAGGACCCUUAAUGGAGCAGAAAUAGCACCUGCCACGGCGUUUAAAAAGGAGCCGCUGCGGCCGCCCCAGAACGGCUUCAAGCCCGGCAUGAAACUGGAGGCCGUGGACAAGAAGAACCCGUACCUGAUCUGUCCGGCCACCAUCGGCGAGGUGAAGGGGGAAGAGGUGUUCGUGAUGUUCGACGGCUGGAGGGGGGCCUUCGAUUACUGGUGCCGCUAUGACUCCAGGGACAUCUUCCCCGUGGGCUGGUGCGCCGUCACCAAACACAGCCUGCAGCCGCCCGGAAACAGCAUCACCGUUUCAAAACCAGGUCCUACACCUUCCUCCUCCUCAUCCUCUUCCUCUAACCCUAAACCGCCCCGGCGCUCCAUGCCAUCUCCUUACCGCCUGCCGACUCCUCUUCCUCAACUCCCUGUGCGGAAGGGCAUUAGGGGACGGCGGCCGAAAAGCGAGACCAUCGCGCUGCUGAAGGCCCUGGCCGCUUCCACUGCAUCCCAGGACACAGAAGAUCAAGUAGAAGCCACGCCCCAAACCACGCCCAUUUCUCAGCAUCCCCUGCGUCCAUACAAGAAGAGGGGACCUAAACCGGGCAGCAAGAGGAAGCCCAGACUCCUCCAAAGCGCCAUGUCUAUAGCAGCCAGCUCAGACUCCAGGGUGCCUAUGACUCAGAUGCCCAGCGAUGGACUCUCUCCUCUGGGAUCCCCUUCAUCUGUGGUGUCUACUGUGUGUGUAUAUGUGAAUAAACACGGGAACUGCGGCCCACAUUUGGACCGUAAGCAGGUUCAGAGACUGCCGGAUCACUUCGGGCCGGAGGCGGUGAAUCUGGUUCUGCAGCAGACGGUUCAAGCCUGUCUGGACUGCGCAUACCAGCCCAAAGUGCUUCUGGGAUGCCUGCAGACCCAAGGCGGUGGAGGAGAGGUGGUCAGAGUCCGAACAGAUGGCGGUAAGCGGUUGGUGAAGCUGCCUUCAGCGUCGAGCGCCGGGUUUGUGUUGCGCUUCCUGGAGCGAGUGUGUCGACACCUGCAGUGUGAUAAUCUGUUCAGCAGUCAACCGUUCAGUCCACACAACACCUAUGACCGCGCUAAAUCAGUUAAAGAGGAGCUGUUGUCAGACGGUCCGUCUCUGAACAGAGGUGUGAAGCGGAUCUCCAGAGACUCUCCGCCGUACUGCGCUCCUCUCUCCCCAAAACUCCUGCACACAGACACACACCCAUCAGAAGCGGAGACUCUUCCUCCAGAGCAGAAUGGAUUACUGAAGGAGCAGCGCUUCAUGGACUCCGCCUCUAAUUCCAUGACGCCCCGCCCACUGACCUUGAGAAGCACCUCAGAGUACCAAUCACCACCCAGCAGCCCGUAUUACCAUGGCACGGGCCCGCCUCUACGCAGACAAGCCUCCAACCCCCUCACACAGACACACAGACGAGUGGAGGCCGCUAGCUCUACCACAGGUCCCGAGACGGCGGCGGUGGCGGCGGACCUUCCCAGAAUCCCCGGCAGGAGCCCGUCUUCCUGGUCCAUAGAGGAAGUAAUGCAGUUUGUGCGGGACGCAGACCCAACAGCGCUGGCUCCGCAUGCAGAGCUCUUCAGAAAACACGAGAUCGACGGUAAAGCUCUGAUGUUACUGAGGAGCGACAUGGUGAUGAAGUACAUGGGUCUGAAACUCGGACCGGCGCUCAAACUCUGCCACCACAUCGAGAGACUCAAGCAGAGCAAGCAGUGAAACACAAGGACUGAAACCUCACCUCCACACCAACACGCUGCUACAGAGGGGGCUGAUGGGAAACCGCCGUGUGCUGUUCAGCGGACGGGCUCGUCUGUCCAUAAACACACACACCUGGACGUUCAUCUGCAGCCAGAGCACACUCUGAGGAACAUUAGUGCCGCUCUCUGGGAACGACCGGCGAACGGGAGCGAAGGUGCGUUUGGAUGGGUCUUACCUCCUGCCAUCUCGUCUCCCCAAAGAUGCAGACGCUUUACAGGCCGAUUAGAUCACCGAUAGUGGUGGUGUUUGAGUCUGAUGUUGGCUAUUUAUCGCUCUACCUCCCUGUGACGUCAUACUAGUCCACAGGUGUUUCUGGAAUCACUUACAGCCACUGAAAACCUGCUUUUUAGUUGCGUUCCGUUUGUGUAUUUAGUUCAAACAAAACACAUCAUGUUUCUUAAUCGUAAAGGAAAAGUUCGGCCAAUCGUCAUUAUUUACAGUCCAAACCCGUACGACUUUGUUUUUUCCGUCGAACGCAAAAAGAGACGUUUUGUAGAAUGUUCACGCUGCUCGUUUUCAUGCAAUUCUGCGAAAUUAUUUUUGACCAAACAGACCCUUUAAACUGCUUGUUUUUGUUUGGUUGGAGAUUACAUUUAAGAGUGUUCACAAGUAAAUCUUCAAUGUUUUCACUCCAAACAUCAAAACAAUACUAAUAGCAUAUUGUGAACCAGUUUGGCACAUAUUAAUUUAAGUAAAUCACAUCAAAACAAUAAAAUAAAAAAAACAUUUAGGCCUAAAAUUGGCAUUUAUGUGUUUGAAUUGUAUUUAAAAUUUCUGUCAUUUUGGAUUACACAGUUUUAACAUUAAAAUAAUAAUAAUAAUAAUAAUAAUAAACAAUGUAAUUUAUAUUUGUCAGUCAUGCAUAAAUUAAAAAUGGGACAGAUUUUUGCACUCAAAAUCAUUGCAUGGUUAUAUUUGAUUAUUUAAAUAUUUAUUUAAAUCGCUUAGAAUCAGCAUAGAUUGCUAAUUGUGAAAACAAUUAAAUGUAUUCAGUUUAAAAGUAUAAACAUGGUUUAUACUCAAUAGAAAUACUCAAUUAGUUAAAAUAUAUGAGAUCUAUAUAUAGAAAUGUAAAUAUAUAAUUUAUAAAUAAAAAAAUAUACAUAUAUUUAAAAUAUAUAAAGCUGGCAUACAUUAAGUUUAUUAAUGUUAAAACUGUGAAAUCUAAACUUUUACAUGCAAUUUAAAUGCAUAAAUCUUAAAUUUAAGCCUAAAUAGUAAUGAAAUGCUGUAGGUUUAAUCUUUAACAGCGAAAUGCCCUUCUGCUUUGAAAAACCUAAAAAUCAGAGUUAUGUCGUAUAUCUAAUAUAGUUUUCCGUACACUGUGUUUUUCCUCUAUCGCUAUGUGUUUUCUCUUUCGACUCGAGUGUGGAUGUUCCAGAGCGUUCUGAGGAGAUAAUGCUUUCGAGAUAACGCUGUUUGAGUUGGCCUCAGUUUUGUUACAGGAACUCGUCGAGCUCUUAUCUGGGGAAUGUUUGAAUUGACUUGUGUUACGAAGUGUUGCGAAGCCAGGAUUAGACGUUAACCUGACACCUACACCAGCCGCAGAGCAGUAUUCAAGAGACCGAAACGCAGCACAUGAUGGAGAAAUGAACGAGUUUGCUACUCGAGAACAGGAAAGUCGUCUAAACUGGUUCAUUUCAAUGAAGCGUCGCAGUUGAAGCCUCAUUAGAAAUAUCACUAAAAUAGUGGGAAUGUGACGUAAUGUGAACGCCGGCGUGUUUUCCUCCGGCUUUAUCUCGAAGUUUAUGUUGAUAUUUGAUCAUUUUCACUGAUAGAUCAGACGUCAAUGGCGUAUUAUGGGUUUAACCAUAAAACUCAGCAACAGGAAUGUACAAUUUUGUAGAGAAGAAAUAUUUUAAGCUAAACACGUUGUAUAUGGAGGUGGGAAGCGUGACGAUAUGUUACGGGGGGCUGUUUUAUUUGGGAUUCGUUGUUUAAUAUACCUUGUACUGCCUUCCAGCGCUUUUUACCGGGAGGAAACGUCCAUUUUAAAUAGCUAUGUUCAAAUUGCCUUGCUUUACUUUGAGACUUCUCAGGUUUUUUUCCAUCUUUUGUAACGUAGCAUUUCAAGUUAGUCGUGAAUGUGAUCGUUUAGACUUUUCAGUUCCUUUGUCGAACUUUUUGUAAAAAAAAAAUCACAUGUAUUCGUAAUGUUGUGCCAUAUAGAUUCAUCAAAUGAUUGAAUAUCAAUACUUGUUAUGGAGAAAAAAAAACACACACACACACACACAUGCUUCGAUCUUGAUACCAGAGACGUUUUUAAUCAUGAAAUUUUUAAAGCUAAUGCAUUCGUCACAUACACAUUUUCAACGAUACAAAUAAUAAAUAAAUAAUUUAAAACAUCA
Onychostoma macrolepis is the source of this 4736-nucleotide messenger RNA. RefSeq names its product polycomb protein SCMH1-like. The record is from RefSeq and is a predicted model, not a curated record. The coding region runs from base 175 to 2346 and encodes 723 amino acids. Gene Ontology annotation, cellular component: nucleus. Gene Ontology annotation, biological process: regulation of DNA-templated transcription. Lineage: Eukaryota; Metazoa; Chordata; Actinopteri; Cypriniformes; Cyprinidae. Gene Ontology annotation, molecular function: protein binding. The transcript is spliced from 15 exons.